Dermacentor andersoni is the source of this 1486-nucleotide messenger RNA. Its product is annotated as 8-oxo-dGDP phosphatase NUDT18-like. NCBI's taxonomy places the organism in Eukaryota, Metazoa, Arthropoda, Arachnida, Ixodida, Ixodidae. The record is from RefSeq and is a predicted model, not a curated record. Gene Ontology annotation, molecular function: 8-oxo-GDP phosphatase activity; 8-oxo-dGDP phosphatase activity.
CAAGAAACAGCUCGUGAGUGGUGUGAAUGUGAAUGCCUUGGGCGUACCUGGAGAUCUUUUAAUUGGUUCGCAUUGUUGAGUUUAACUUCCUGAGGAUGGACAAAAUAGAAAGCGUGAUACACGACACGCUCAAGGGUCUGGCGAUAAACGACGAUGCAGCCGAUAUCAUAGACUACAGCCUCGCCGAUCAAGUGGAGGAGCUUGCUGCUAAAGGAAUCGAGUCCGCCGUGCUACCUGACUACAAACCAGUUGUCAAGAAGUCGGUGACUUACAUCGUCGCUGCAGUCGCCAUCAACGAAAAAGGCGAGGUCCUUAUGAUGCAGGAAGCGAAAAGUUCUUGCGCAGGCACGUGGUACCUGCCUGCUGGACGAAUGGAGCCUGGUGAAAAUAUCAUUGAGGCUGCCAAGCGAGAAGUUAUGGAAGAAACCGGCCUAGAUUUUGAGCCUUCUACACUUGUGAUGGUCGAAACAGCGCAAGGCCAGUGGUACAGAUUUGUUUUCAGUGGAACGGUAGUCGGGGGAGAGCUGAAGACGGUGUCGAAGGCAGACGCAGAAUCGCUGCAGGCAGCCUGGGUUGGGGAUGUGGAACAGCUAAGUCUGCGUUGCAGGGACAUCUUGCCCGUGAUUGAACGUGCCCGCCUUUACCACAGUACUCAUGCCAGCCAGCCAUGGCAUCCACCCAUCUUGCCAGCCCUCAGGCCACAUGCCAAGCUCUGCCUGCGCCUGGUCACCAUCAUUCGCAAAAAGGCCAACAACCUCCUCCAUGUGCUUGUGUCUGAGAAGGGUGUUGCACACCUGCCUACCUGCGAGAUCAACCCAUCUCGAAGCAUUCACACUGCACUCAAACGAUUCAUCCAGAACAUGUUCAGCUCAGAACCACCACCUCACAAGCCACUUGGUGUGCUCUCUCUGGAGCAUAAUGGAACUGCAGGAGGAGGAGAACAGGAUGGCAUCUGCCUCUGCGUGCUGGUGUCGUGCAAGGCUUCUGUCGAGGAGGUGGCGCUGACCCCGGGAUACACCUGGCUCGAAGUGAGCUCACCACUCUCUGAAAAGCUGCUUGCGCGCACAGGCCGGAACAUGGCAGUACACCUGAAGGUGCAGUGAAGGCUGGCACGUACGGUGGCUGGGAUUACUUAAUGCUAACUGGCACAACUUAUUGUCACUGUCUUUCUGCCUUCUUUUUGGGGCUUCCAUUUGUUUGAGCGCUGAUUGCACAUGUGAAUGUAGAACUGGAGACGCUGCACUGGUGCUGCUGGAGUGUGCCGGCACAUCUUUCUGUAACUGUACCAUCUUGUGACUCUAAAGAGACAAGCGUCUACUUUUCUUUUCUUCCAAAAUCUGAGUGGCAGUUAACUGUUUGUACUGAGGUACCACAACCACUUCACAGUUAAUAGUCACAAGAGCCGGUGCAUUUAUUUUAUAAGUUCUUUAGCAUUUGUCUCAAGAAUUAUGUGGUAGGAAAGCCAGCAGUGUGGUUUUUAUCGUAG